GCUGAAGGGUCGGCACAAUGACACGGGAACCAACCUGUUCUCUCAUCCUGACCCCGCCUACAACGUCACAGGUAUGGCCGACCGCUGCACGGAUGAAGGAUUUGGCGCCAUGGCACUGGAUGAUAAAGGAGUCAUGUAUUAUUUCAGAGGUGACCAUGUGUGGAUGGGAUUUCAGGGUCCCACACAAUGGAUAAACGAGACCUGGCAGGGCCUGACCGGACCUAUAGACGCCGCGUUUCGCAACCACAACCAGGAACGUCCACUGGAGCACCAAAGGAUCUACCUGUUCAAGGGCUCGCAGGUUUGGAGUUACUUCGAAGGGCGUCCGGUAGCCGGCUUUCCGCGACUCAUCAGCCAGCAGUUCCCGGGGGUUCCGGACAAUCUGGACGCGGCGGUGGAAUGUCACAAGGGGGAGUGCAGGACGGACGGCGUCAUAUUCUUCAAAGGUGAGAAGGAAGAUGUGAGCGGGACCCUGAAGCAGAAGACCUGGACCGGCCUGGGACCUUGUACAUCGGCUGUCAGAUGGAUGGAGAAAUACUACUGCUUCAAUGGCAUCAACUUCACCAGAUUUGACCCAGUGACCGGAGAGCGGCUAUCCCCCCGACCGCUGGACACCCGAGACUACUUUGUGCGGUGCCCCGGCAGAGGACACGCCCACGCCGCCCGCCAGAACGCCACCCUCAUGUCCAUCAAAGAUCGCUGCAGCAAACGUUCCUUCGAGGCUUUCAGCUCAGAUGACAAAUCCCGAACCUACGCAUUCCGAGGUGGCUGGUACUUCCGUGUGGAUAGCAGUAAAGAUGGGUGGCACGCGUGGCCUCUCAGUCACACAUGGAGGACGCUGGAAGGAGUGGUGGAUGCGACUUUCUCAUACAAGAACCACAUGUACUUUAUUCAGGGGCCACAAGUGAGCAUUUACUCAACUGAUCAGAUCUACAUCCCGAUCGCCGGCUAUCCAAAGCCCAUCCAGGAGGAGUGGCAGGUCCCCGGGGUCACAGCAGUGGACGCCGCCUUCACCUGCCCCCAUUCCAGUGACCUGUACAUCAUUAGAGGUAAUAGAAUGUUCUUGGUGGACCUGAUCACUCGGCAGCAGUCUGGAGAGGCCAGAACCAUCAUUCACUCGGAGGUGGACAGCGCGAUGUGUAAUGCUCAUGGCCUCUACCUCUUCCAUGGAAUUUCCUAUUACCAUUACAAGGAUGCCAUGGAGCUGCUGGCUGCCACUGAGGCCCCUGCUGCUGGGAACAUCGCCUCCACCUUCAUGGACUGCUAGAGAAGAAUGAGGAGUGCACACCACCCGACACAUGGUAGAGGAGAGCGAAGAGCCCACAUAACCCAACACAUGCUAGAGGAGAGCGAGGAGCCCACAUAACCCAACACAUGCUAGAGGAGAGCGAGGAGCCCACAUCACCCAUCACAUGCUAGAGGAGAGCGAGGAGCCCAAAUGACCCAUCACAUGCUAGAGAAGAGCGAGGAGCCCACAUCACCCAUCACAUGCUAGAGGAGAGCGAGGAGCCCAAAUGACCCAUCACAUGCUAGAGGAGAGCGAGGAGCCCACAUCACCCAUCACAUGCUAGAGGAGAGCGAGGAGCCCACAUAACCCAACACAUGCUAGAGGAGAGCGAGGAGCCCACAUCACCCAUCACAUGCUAGAGGAGAGCGAGGAGCCCAAAUGACCCAUCACAUGCUAGAGAAGAGCGAGGAGCCCACAUCACCCAUCACAUGCUAGAGGAGAGCGAGGAGCCCACAUCACCCAUCACAUGCUAGAGGAGAGCGAGGAGCCCACAUCACCCAUCACAUGCUAGAGGAGAGCGAGGAGCCCACAUCACCCAUCACAUGCUAGAGGAGAGCGAGGAGCCCACAUCACCCAUCACAUGCUAGAGGAGAGCGAGGAGCCCACAU
Nanorana parkeri is the source of this 1896-nucleotide messenger RNA. It is a transcript of the gene HPX, whose product is annotated as hemopexin. The transcript is spliced from 9 exons. The record is from RefSeq and is a predicted model, not a curated record. NCBI's taxonomy places the organism in Eukaryota, Metazoa, Chordata, Amphibia, Anura, Dicroglossidae. The annotation marks the transcript as partial.